GUUUGGUAUAUAAAAGUUUAGUAUGAAGCGGCGACCGUCAGUCAAGCUCCAAACAGUGGGUAGUGAACACAUCGCGGUCUUAACUAGAACCCAACCAAGUAAAUACACUACUCAUUCAUUCGUUAUUUGCCGCCAAUGUUACGUUAUUAAAGGCCUCACAUAUAAAUUCAUAGCGCGUCAGUCUAACGAACGCCUCCACACACAACAUCGUAGCCAUCUAACAAAGUAGUGAUCCAUUGUUUUCCUCCCCAGAGUAAACCUUAAUCAGUGAUGACAACAACAUGAACUGAGGAAAAAUCUUGCCGUUCCUGUUUAUUUUCCUUUUUUUUCUUUCACGAGGAAUUAUUUAUAAGUCGAGGGAAGAAGCAGAAGCUAUGGCUACAAAGGAGGAUAAAAAUAAAACGGCAAACAGUCCCUUGAACUGUUGCCAAAGUAACGAUUCGCUGACUUCCACUUCGACGGGAAACGAUGAUGUGAAUAUCUGUGAGGCAAUGAACAAUUUCGUGAUAUCCCCUAAACGCAAGCAGUCCACCAGCAACAACAACAUUUUGAUGCAUAAAAAACUGAACAAGACCUUUCCGAAGCGUGAUCCUGUCAAUUUGAAAUUUGACGAUGUCACCUUUACAGCAACGUCUUGGAACUUCAACAAAUCCCUACAAAGAGAAAGUAAGCAAAUUCUGCACGGCGUUUCUGGUGAAUUCAAAUCAGGAGAAUUGACUGUCAUCAUGGGACCAUCCGGAGCCGGAAAAAGUACACUUCUCAAUGGAUUAGCCGGUUACAUCACACGCGGUUUCCAUGGGAACGUAAUGUAUAAUGACGAGAUUCGCGACGGAAGUCCGAGAUUCAAGAAGCUGGUGGCAUACAUUCCGCAAGAUGAGGAGUUGAGACUGUCUUUAACUGUGAUCGAGAACAUGAUGCUCGCAGCCGAUCUUAAAUUAGGUUACAGCGUUAGCGCGGAGUACAAGCUGCAGCAGGUCGAAGAACUUCUAGAGAUUUUGGGUCUCGAGAGGUGCCACAGCACGUUGACAUCGCGCUUAUCCGGUGGUCAACGGAAACGUCUUGCCAUAGCGUUAGAAUUGCUCAGCAAUCCGCCUAUACUGUUCCUGGAUGAGCCAACAACUGGUUUGGAUAGUUUAUCAUGUAGUCAAUGCAUAGCAUUAUUAAAAAAACUGGCGCAAGAAGGAAGGACGGUCAUUUGCACUAUCCACCAACCUUCGGCUUUACUAUUCGAAAUGUUCGACCAUUUGUAUGUCCUCGCGGAAGGAAAACGUAUCUACGAUGGAACAAUCAAACAACUCUUGCCACACUUAUCCAAAGCUGGACUUCAAUGCCCAUCGUUCCACAACCCGGCAGAUUUCUUAAUGGAAGUUGCAAUUGGUGAAUACGGAACCGAUGUUAAGAUGUUAGUAAAAUUAGCUAAUGAAAAUAUACAACGUCCAGAAGUGAGAAACUUGAACGAUAAAGAAAAAGAAAUGUUGUCAAGUUCAAAAUUGAUGACACGGAGUAUCGAGGAGAUAGUGCAUUAUACUACACCGAAACCUGCGAACAGCCUUAUGCAAUUUUUACUUCUGUACAAGAGAAAUCUGAUGAUAGCGAAAAGGCAAUAUAUGGUUAUGAUGAAUCGAUUUAUGUCCCAUGUACUAAUAGCCUUCUUGUUCGGAUAUUUAUACAAAGACGUUGGUUUCAAUGCUAAUACGAUAUUAGCCAAUUACGUAUAUUUGUAUGGGUCUUUAUUAUUGGUUGUUUAUACUGGUCAAAUGUCUGUUACCAUAUCAUUUCCACUUGAGAUGAAAGUGCUAUGUCGAGAACAUUUCAAUCGGUGGUUCAAACUAACGCCAUAUCUGUUAUCCAUGUUAUUAAUAGAAAUACCGUUCCAAAUUGCAUGCACUUGGGUUUACGUUGCCAUAACGUAUUGGCUGACUGGACAACUUGUCGAUGAAAGAUUGUAUUUCUUUAUAAUCUUUUGCACGCUAGGAACGCUGUGCGCGCAAUCAUGGGGAUACUUCAUUGGAUCCACAACUCCAAUAUCCAUUGCAGUAUUCGUUGGGCCGGUCUUAGCGUGCUUAUUCUCUGUAUUCGGAUUUUGUAUUCGUUACGUAGAUACACCAGUACUGUUUAGAUGGCUCUACCAUCUGAGUUAUUUUCGAGCUGGUUUUCAUGGACUCACUUAUGCCAUUUACGGUCUACCCAGAAAAGAGCUUUUUUGUCCAGAUGAAGAUCUCUACUGCCAUUACCAAGAUCCAACGAAAUUCUUAAGAGAAAUGGACGUUGUCGACAUUAACCUGUGGACGAACAUGUCUAUAAUUGUGUUGAUCACAUUCGUAAUGCACGCUUCAACGUAUGUCACCAUUUGGAUAAAAUUGAAUAAGCGUUCGCAGAGAGCGCGGACAGUGAACGUUGUAUCCAUCCAAAACAUGGAUGCGGGCUCCUCGUCUAAGGCGGCUGUGCCGCGCAUCAAAAAUUUGGCAAAAAGGCCAGACUCUCUAAAACUCGAACUUCUUACAAUUCACGAGGAUUCAGUGAGGAAAAGUUUCACACCCGCACAGAAUGACAACGAUGUGCACAUUGGAUUCAGGAAUUUGACGUACUCUGUACGAGAAGGACUAUUCAAAAACCGAAGAAGAAAAUUAAUUAAUGAAAUCAAUGGAGAUUUUUAUGCCGGAGAAUUAACUGCCAUAAUGGGUCCAUCGGGCUCUGGGAAAUCAACACUUAUGAACAUACUUGCUGGAUAUACAACGAACGGCGUAGAUGGAACGCUCUUAGUCAACGAGGAAUUGAGAGAAGAAAAUAGCUUUAGGAAAAACUCCUGUUACAUAAUGCAAGAUGAUAAUCUACAACCACUAUUGACUGUGAUGGAGGCCAUGCUGGUGGCAGCCAAUCUUAAACUUAAUCCAGAAAUUUCACCCAAAGAUAAGCAGAAGCGAACGAAGGAAAUUCUAGAGGCGAUGGGUCUGUGGGAGAGCAGGAAAGUGAGAACGUCCUCGUUAUCUGGAGGGCAGAGGAAAAGACUUGCCAUAGCUUUAGAAUUACUUAAAAACCCUCAGGUCAUGUUCUUCGAUGAACCAACUAGUGGCUUAGACAGUUCGACGACGAAACAAUGCAUAAUGCUUUUGAAGCAAUUGGCGCAAGAAGGAAAAACUGUCGUUUGUACAAUUCAUCAGCCGAGUGCGACGGUUUUCGAAAUGUUCGAUCAUCUUUACGCAAUUGCCGAUGGAAGCUGCAUAUACCAAGGAUCCAUCAAAGGUUUAAUACCGUAUUUAGAUCAAUCCGGAUUACAUUGUCCCUCAUACCACAACCCAGCUGAUUAUUUACUUGAAGUUGCAACUGGGGAGUACGGAUGUCACGUUGAACAUCUGAUGGGUAAAUCCCAGAACGGACUUUGUAACGAUUGGAGGAAGUCCCAAAGGGAUACCCUGCAAAUUCAAUCAAUAGAACAUAUAGAUAAGAUGAUGAAAAAUGGACUUUUGACACCGGUGAAAGCGCCGCCAGUAACAUUCCCAAUGCUCACCAUGGUUAAGGAACGCAAGAGCACGACGUGCUUCGAUUCCAAUUAUGAAACAUCUUUCAUUUACCAACUUUUCGUAUUACUUAAGAGGACGUUUCUUAUUCUAAGUCGAGAUAGGACAUUGACAUAUUCCCGCAUAUCUACUCAUGCAGCUGUAGCGUUGUUUAUAGGAAUACUUUAUUACGGCAUCGGCGAAGAUGCCUUCAACGUCUUGAACAACUUCAAUUACAUGUUCUUCUCAGUCAUGUUCUUAAUGUUAACAGCUUUUAACUGUGUCACAACAACAUUCCCUUCAGAAAUGCCUAUCAUCAUUAGAGAACAUUUCAACCGAUGGUAUUCUUUGAAGGCUUAUUAUUUAGCGAUAACAUUAGCCGAUAUACCAAUUCAGAUGAUAUCAACAUUUAUUUACGUUUUAAUAACUUAUUAUAUGACGUCACAACCAGUGGAAACUUUUAGGAUGUUACUAUUUCUAGUCAUGUGUGUAUUAGUUUCCUUAGUUUCCCAAAGUUUUGGUUUAUUUAUUGGAGCAUGUAUGGAUGUUAAGAAUGGUGUGAUCUUUGGUCCAUUCUGCUUUCUUCCAUUCACAAUAUUUUCUGGAUUCUUCGUCCAAUUGAACAAUGCUCAUCCGUACAUGCAAUGGGUAUUCCACAUAUCGUUCUUAAAAUACGGAUUCGAAGGACUCGUGUUAUCGGUGUUCGGUUACGAUCGUGGCAAAAUACCUUGCAACGCCGAUUACUGCCACUUCGUGUACCCAGAGAAGUUCCUAGACGAGAUGGACAUGGAGAAUGCGGUGUACUCACAUUCAGUAUACUUUUUAAUAGGCUUAGUAAUUUUCCUGAGAAUUUUGGCCUUCCUUGCACUGUUUGUUCAAAUUAGAAGGAAGAGGUGAUAAAACGAUAACGCCUAAAUACCAUUAAGACAAUAUAUUUUUCUUAGUAUUAAUCAAAUAUUAUCGCGGGAAAUUAGUACGGAUACCAUAUUUUAUAUUUGAUAAAGAAACACGUGUUCAUUGCAAAUUAUCAUCUGCUCAAAACGUAAAGAAUUGUGUAACAUAUCUUAGUGAUUAAGACUGUGUCCAUUAGACAUUAAGAGAAAAAUAAAGCAUAUGUGAUUUUAUUGAAUCAAGACAACAUUGUA
Molecule: messenger RNA, 4642 nt
Organism: Nicrophorus vespilloides
Lineage: Eukaryota; Metazoa; Arthropoda; Insecta; Coleoptera; Silphidae
Product: ABC transporter G family member 2-like
Exons: 20
Coding region: 375-4394 (1339 amino acids)
Cellular component (GO): plasma membrane
Molecular function (GO): ATP hydrolysis activity; ATP binding; ABC-type transporter activity
Source: RefSeq, a predicted model, not a curated record